UAGCUCAAGAAUUGAAAGAACUAACUACGAAUAUAUGCGAAUCAUUUAAGAAUUUCACGAACUGAUAACGAUUCAACUACGAAUCCAAAAAAAUAUCAAUUCGUGGUCUGUGUGGAAUAGUAGUAUUAGUUGACUCCAUGUCUGAUUGUUCAAUGUCAUCUGUCUCCUGGCUACACCGACAGGACCGUAUACGCCAAUACCAUCACAAUCAAUGAACAUACUCAUAUAAAUAGGACGCACGUACCGUCAGCUGCGCAUUGUGAUCACACGCAUUUGGAAAGUACUUCUCCCGUAAACAGAGAGAACCUCCAGUCAAAUACAUGAUCAUGUAUAUGCAAGUUAUCAUUCUUCUCCUCCUGGUCACCUUGACCCAAGGGUCUGUUAGCCGUGGUAUGAUUGAAAAGGAAACAAACAAAUGGGGGACAGAGACUUCAUAUUGUAGUUACCAAGGUAUUAAGUUCCUGCCAGGAUCGACGUGGAAAACAACGGAUUGUAUAAGGUGUUCGUGUGAUGAAGGCGGACUCUCCUGUGCGGGGUUCGGUUAUGCGGGUGGGGCAUUUGGGGCACCUGAAGGCUGUAAGGUUGUCAAUGAUGCAUGUGAGCCUAAAAUGGUGGAUGAAGAGGAUGAGCUGCAGGACUGCACGCCGGGAAACUAAAACUUCUUCAUGUAAAAUGUAAUACUAUCAUGAAGUAGAUAAACCCUAAGAACCGUA
Haliotis rufescens (red abalone) is the source of this 713-nucleotide messenger RNA. Its product is annotated as small serum protein 2-like. The transcript is spliced from 4 exons. NCBI's taxonomy places the organism in Eukaryota, Metazoa, Mollusca, Gastropoda, Lepetellida, Haliotidae. The record is from RefSeq and is a predicted model, not a curated record. Bases 321 to 656 code for a protein of 111 amino acids.